Messenger RNA from Nicrophorus vespilloides, 4648 nucleotides. Its product is annotated as intron-binding protein aquarius. Gene Ontology annotation, biological process: mRNA splicing, via spliceosome. Gene Ontology annotation, cellular component: catalytic step 2 spliceosome. The record is from RefSeq and is a predicted model, not a curated record. Lineage: Eukaryota; Metazoa; Arthropoda; Insecta; Coleoptera; Silphidae. Gene Ontology annotation, molecular function: mRNA binding; helicase activity. Bases 141 to 4613 code for a protein of 1490 amino acids. The transcript is spliced from 18 exons.
GUUGGUAUUAUUGUUUCAGUUGGUGGUCGUGCUGUCGUGUGUUAUCGUGUGUGUGUUGUUUAGUUGCUCGCAAGCCAAUUUGAAUGUGAGAAAACUGAAUUCUGAAUUGAAUUGAUCCAAUUUGAACAUUAAUUGCGGAGAUGGCGAGCGAAACUGCGUCCAAGAUCGUCGCUCCGACCGUCGACCAAAUCAAUUCCGAUAGGAUAACGCAGCUCGCUGAAAAGUACUGGGCCCCGCACACAAAAAACUCUCACAUACCCUACGAGCCAAAUGUCAUCGAAGACCUAUACUUCCAGGAGAUCAGAGGCACCAAUUUUUCAGUGAGGAGGAUAAUGGUGCUGGAGUUCAGUCAGUAUUUGGAGAACUACCUGUGGCCAAACUACAGCCAUAAAGCCACUCAUGCACACAUCAUGUCCAUAGUGAUCAUGCUGAACGAGAAAUUCAGGGAACGUGUGCAAGUCUGGCAGGCAUUCAAAGAAAACAGUCAACACUUUCCGCACUUCUUUGAGCAGGUGCUGAAUUUGAGCGUAGAACGCGACGAAUUGUUGAUCACCAUUAAAGAGCAAACGUCGUUGCUGGUGUUCGUGAAUCGCUGCUUCAACAGCAUGGAGGAGCCGAUUUGCCGAGAUCAGGUGAAACGAUUGGUGUCGUUGUCCAUGUGGGUUUCGCUGCAGAGCGCGCGCCGAGAUUCCGAGUUUCGGAGGUGCCCAAAGUGGGAAAAGUACUGGAAGGCGAUACAAAAAAAGGAUAAACCUGAAAUGAUGGAAAAGCUGAUGUGGGAGAGAACGCUGUUGCAUAAGAUGAUGUGCAAAUUCAUGGAAGUCCUCGACAGUAUACCAGAGGAAGGACCGAUAAUGCAGGAGAAGGUUCUAUACUGCGAGCGAUUUUUAGAAUUCGUCACCGAUCUGGAGGCUCUGCUAUUGACGCGCAGGUUCUUCAACACGGUCCUGGAUGAUUGCCACCUUGUAGUUCGAUGUCAACUCUCAAAUUUGAGUAAGCGACCAGAGGGUCAUCUCUUCAGACAGUUAUUGGAUAUGCUCAAGUUCUACGCCCGCUUCGAAAUCAGCGAUGUAACCGGAGAUCCGCUCACCGAUCACGAUAUGACUGAACUUCAUUACAACAACAUUACAUCGUUGCAGAAAGCGGCAUUCGCGAAAUUCCCUGACCUGAGGAACUUUUCGCUGGCGAACGUGGCCAGCGUCGACUCCAGGGAAUCUCUGCAAAAACACUUUUCAAAUUUGAGCGUUGAUAAGUUGAGAGCGAUCGGCAGUUAUCUGCAUCUGGUGCCGACGACCGAGAACGAGAAGGACGCUCCAUGGUGCAGAACGGACGAGCAAUUUCUCAAGGAGCUUCUGAUUUCCAGGCACGAGAAGCGCAUCUCGCAGCUGGAUUCGCUGAACGAGAUGCCACUGUAUCCGACGGAGGAGAUCAUCUGGAAUGAGAACGUCGUACCGACGGCCUACUUCUCCGGCGAGGGUUGCCUCGCUUUGCCCAAGCUCAAUCUGCAGUUCCUCACGCUGCACGAUUAUCUGCUCAGAAAUUUCAAUCUGUUUCGCCUAGAGUCCACUUAUGAAAUACGUCAAGAUAUCGAAGAUGCCGUCAGCAGGCUGUGUCCUUGGAAGGCCGAGGAUGAAAGCGUAUACUGGGGUGGCUGGGCUCGAAUGGCCCAACCAAUCGUCACCUUUGCCGUUGUCGAGGUGUCCAAACCCAACAUUGGGGAAAAACGUCCGAGCCGAGUUCGAGCCGAUGUAACGGUGAACCUCUCCGUCCGGCCUGAAAUCAAAGCGGAAUGGGAGAAUCUGCGAAAACACGAUGUGUGCUUUCUAAUCACCGUCAUUCCUGUAAACCCGAUCGGCACCAAAUACGAUUACAAGAAUGCGUUCAUACCGCAGGUUGGAUUGCACUGCGUGAGAGGUUGCGAAGUCGAGGGUAUGCUCGAUAGCAAUGGGCGUGUAAUAGAGGAUGGGCCCGAACCGAAACCGGCCAUUCCCGGCGACAAGCGGACUUACAGGGUGUGGCUCGAUUGCAAUCAAUAUAGGGACGACAUGAAUCUGACCAAUCAGGGCGGCGAGGACGUGUACGAAGGUUUCAACAUAUUCAUGCGUCGGAAACCGAAGGAGAACAACUUCAAGGCUGUCCUCGAGACGAUCAGGGAGCUGAUGAACACCGAGUGCGUCGUUCCCGAUUGGCUGCACGACAUCAUCCUUGGAUACGGAGACCCGGGCGCCGCCCAUUACUCCCGCAUGCCCGACACUAUUCCCACCAUGGACUUUAACGACACCUUCAUCGAUGCCGCCCAUCUGCGCUCCUGUUUCCCGAACAGAAAAAUCACGUAUUCCGCAAAAAAUCGAGAGGAAAUGCCGAGACCAUUCAAGAUUACCUUCGAUCGGCGAAAGGAUGACCAGGUGAAGGAGGAGGAGAAGGAGGUGUUGACUGUAGAAUCGCACAAAAUACCUAAGAGAGGACCGUACACAUUCAACGAGCCCAAAAAGAACAGCAUUCCGUUUACGCCGACGCAGGUGGAGGCGAUCAGGGCAGGAAUGCAGCCCGGAUUGACGCUGGUCGUCGGUCCACCGGGUACAGGAAAAACAGAUGUAGCCGUGCAGAUCAUCUCGAACCUCUACCACAACUUCCCCAACCAGAGAACGCUUAUCGUGACCCACUCCAAUCAGGCACUGAAUCAGCUCUUCGAGAAAAUAGCAUCUCUGGACAUCGACGAACGACAUCUGCUACGUCUCGGGCACGGUGAGGAAGCGCUGGAAACGGAAAAGGACUUUAGCCGCUACGGACGUGUCAACUACGUGCUAGCCAAGCGACUCGACCUGUUGUCGGACGUUCAGAGGUUGCAGGAGUCGCUAGAAGUUAAAGGCGAUGUCGCCUACACCUGCGAGACCGCCGGUCAUUUCUACCUGUAUCAGAUCCUGUCUCGAUGGGAGCAGUACCAGAGCGUGGUGCGGCCGAAAGGCGUCGAUCCCGGUGACGUGUCUUUGCAGCGGAUCUCCGAGGAUUUCCCAUUUAGCAAGUUCUUCGAGAACGCUCCGCAACCUCUGUUCAAGGGCGCAUCGGUCGCAGAGGACUUGGACAUCGCGGACAGUUGCUUCCGUUACAUACAGCACAUAUUCAAUGAGCUGGAGGAGUUCCGGGCAUUCGAACUGCUCCGAUCCGGUCUGGAUAGAUCGAAAUAUCUGCUAGUCAAGGAGGCCAAGAUCAUUGCGAUGACGUGUACGCACGCCGCCUUGAAGCGCAAGGAGCUGGUGGACAUGGGCUUCAAGUACGAUAACAUCCUGAUGGAGGAAUCCGCUCAGAUCUUGGAGAUCGAAACAUUCAUUCCGUUGCUGCUGCAGAAUCCGCAGGACGGCUACAACAGGCUGAAGAGGUGGAUCAUGAUUGGUGAUCACCAUCAGUUGCCGCCCGUCAUCAAGAACAUGGCGUUCCAGAAGUACUCGAACAUGGAACAGAGUUUGUUCACACGUCUGGUGAGGCUGGGUGUGCCGACGGUCGAUCUGGACGGACAGGGACGUGCGCGGCCCAGCAUCUGCGACCUCUACAAGUGGCGAUACAAGAACUUGGGCAACCUCGAGCACGUCUACAACAGGGACGAGUACAAAUCGGCGAACGCCGGCCUCCAGUUCGACUUCCAACUCGUCGACGUGCAAGAUUUCAACGGUGUCGGCGAGUCGGAGCCGAGCCCGUACUUCUAUCAGAAUUUGGCGGAAGCAGAGUAUUGCGUGGCACUGUUCAUGUACAUGCGACUCAUCGGGUAUCCGGCUCAGAAGAUCUCCAUCCUGACCACGUACAACGGACAGAAACAUCUGAUCAGGGACGUCAUCAACACCAGGUGCGCGGACAAUCCGCUCAUCGGGAGGCCUCACAAGGUGACGACCGUGGACAAAUAUCAAGGUCAGCAGAACGACUACAUCAUUCUGUCGCUGGUGAGGACGAAGGCGGUCGGUCAUCUGCGCGACGUCAGGCGUCUGGUCGUGGCAAUGUCGCGAGCUCGUCUCGGCCUCUACGUCUUCGCUAGGGUUUCGCUGUUCGAGAACUGCUUCGAGUUGACGCCCGCCUUCCAACAAUUCAUCAAGAGGCCCAACAAGCUGCACCUGGUGCUGAACGAGAUGUACCCGACGGAGAGACAGCACCUGCAACCCCCGCCCACCGAAUCGACGACCGUCAUCGAGGAGAUGACGCAGAUGGCGAAUCUGGUGUACUCGUACUACAUGGGUCGCGUCAAGGCCAUGAAAGACUUUUAUUAUGCUCAGAAGAAGUGGGAUGAACCUGGAGCGUGCGAUGUCAAAGAUCGUGAUCGGAUGAUAUCAAAGCACCCCGGCGAAGACAGGGACACGGACAGCGAGGACGAAGAAGGAGACGAAGGUGAUAAGCGGAAUAAAAUGCAAGUGCCUACACCCAUACAGGAGGAACCGAUAGAAGAUGACGAUCAUAUGCGGAAAAAGAUGCGAGUGUCUACUCCCAUGCAGGAGGAAGCGAUAGAAGACAACGCUGUCCCAAUGGAAACGGAGGAAGCAGGAGAUGAUGCGAAGGAACAGCACCAGCAGCAGCAGCAGCAUCAAGAAGUAGAGGAGAAAGAGGAUGGAACCGAAGGAGGGAAGAUGUGAAAAUGCCGUGGCGUAAAUACAACUUUUUCGUUAUA